Messenger RNA from Laccaria bicolor S238N-H82, 636 nucleotides. RefSeq lists its product as uncharacterized. NCBI's taxonomy places the organism in Eukaryota, Fungi, Basidiomycota, Agaricomycetes, Agaricales, Hydnangiaceae. The coding region runs from base 1 to 636 and encodes 211 amino acids. The transcript has 7 exons. The record is from RefSeq and is a predicted model, not a curated record.
AUGUCCAUGAUCGGCUCACAUUGCGGAAUCGUCGUAUGGGGGGGCAAACUCGCCAUCAUAAAUCGUACUUUUACAAGCAGUGCAACGACGUUUCAAGUCGAGACUCAAGAUUGCGACGAGGCACGACAUCCAAUGGUCCGGACAGUUCGACGUGCUGAGAUGCUUCAAAUUCAGUGGCCAGAUUUACGGAGACGAGCAGUGCUGUUUAGCGCGGAACGGAAGAAGCUGGUCUGUGCGGCUAGAGUUGGAAUCGCGGUGAUCGGCCCUACAAUUGCUGCCACUCUGAUUGACAGGACGGUCAUGUUUGAUCAUCUACAGCCUUUUCCGCUCAAAUUCAACUUGCAAAAUCAUUGUGAACGAACGAAGGCAAAGGACAACCCGAUUGAAUACUCAUUGCAACGUCUCGCCGAACAGAACUACUCCGACUCCUUAGAACCGAGGAAUAGCAGCUGCCAGCCCUGUCCGGAUUCACCUCCGUUCGAGUUUGGAUCGCAGGGGUAUUCCCAGUGCGGCGUCCCAGAGACAGGUGCUUCGAACGUGUGGAAAUUGAGUUAUGAAGCAAAGCGUCAUUUGCUGCUCACCGUCGCUCUUCAGCGGUGCAAACGCUCUUUGGCUGUGGAUACAUUGAAUGCUUGA